GCUCAGUUUGUAUUAGAACUUGACGGGCUGCGUACGUUGCUAGAUUCCUAUAACAAAAACGAUAAUAAACUUGAAAAUAAACUUUUUAAGUUAAAGUGAAAUUGUGCAUAUUAUGAAAUAACAGUAAUUAAACAUCUAUUAAAACCAACUGUGAUAAACGACAAGAUGAACAGGAAACUUCAGAGCUUCUCCAAAUAUAUGCUCAGGCAGAGAUGCGUCUUCAACUCAAUGCGAAGCAUCUCCUCCUCGAUCCCCACGCUGAUCAGUCAUAAACACCAUGUGGGCAAGGAUCAUUUGGUAUAUCGUACGAUUGGCCAGCAGUUGGAGCUAGCCACGCAGGAUUAUGGCGAUGUGGAAGCUAUUGUAUCCUAUCACGAGGGCAAGAGAUAUACCUUCAAGAGUUUGCUCAAGGAAGCGGAUGCUUUGGCUGCAGGAUUCCGAAAACUGGGACUCCAGCCUGGCGAUGCCAUUGGUCUGUGGGCUCCCAACUAUUUGCACUGGUAUUUGGGCAUGAUGGGAGCAGCUCGUGCUGGUCUCACAUCUGUGGGUCUUAAUCCUGCCUACCAAGGACCCGAGAUGGCCUAUUGCCUAAAUAAAGUUGAUGUCAAGGCCAUCAUUGCGCCAGAGACAUACAGGUCGCAAAACUACUAUGAGAUUUUAAAGAAUAUCUGUCCCGAAAUUUCGGAUGCAGAGCCUGGUAAGAUCCGGAGUGAAAAGUUCCCGCACUUAAAGUCCGUGAUAAUCGACAGCAGCAAUGGCCUAAAGGGAACUCUUCGCUUUGAUGAUUUCUUGGAUCUGGCUAACCAAUCGGAACGCGAGGAGGUGGCCAAGAUCCAGAAGAAAAUCAACCCGGAAUCCGCUUGUAAUAUUCAAUUUACCUCCGGAACUACCGGAAAUCCCAAGGCGGCUGUCCUUUCACAUUUCAACUUUGUGAACAAUGGCAUCCAUGUUGGAAAUCGCAAUCAACUCGAGGGCGAAAGGAUCUGUGUGCAGGUGCCUCUUUUCCAUGCCUUUGGAGUAAUCAUCACCAUAAUGGCUGCUCUCACUAAAGGAGCUACCCUGGUCCUGCCAGCCGCCGGUUUUAGUCCCAAGGACUCCCUGAAUGCCAUCGUCGACGAGAAGUGCUCGGUGAUCCAUGGCACACCCACAAUGUAUGUGGAUUUGGUAGAUACUCAAAAGAAACUGCAAGUGCCGCUGGGCAGGAUCAAGAAGGCCGUAACCGGAGGAGCCAUUGUUUCGCCACAGCUAAUCAAGGAUAUCAGACAGAUCCUAAACGUAGAAGCCGUUCAUAGUGUCUAUGGCCUUACCGAAACCACAGCCGUGAUCUUCCAAUCCUUACCCGGCGAAAAUGGCGAUACGGUCCUAAAUUCAGUGGGUCACCUGACGGAUCACAUCGAAGCCAAAGUGGUGGAUGAGCAGGGCAGAUGUGUACCAUUCGGACAACCCGGAGAGUUGUGUGUCCGUGGUUAUACGUCUAUGUUGGGCUAUCACGGUGAUGAGGAGAAAACAAAAGAAACCAUUGGCGCAGAUAGGUGGCUACGCACUGGUGAUCAAUUUAUCCUAGAGUCGAAUGGCUAUGGCAGGAUCGUGGGUCGUCUCAAGGAGAUGCUUAUUCGUGGCGGUGAAAAUAUAUUCCCAAAAGAGAUUGAAGACUUUUUAAAUGCCCAUCCACAGGUUAUUGAAGCUCAAGUUAUUGGUGUGCCCGAUGAGCGUCUGGGCGAAGAGGUCUGCGCCUUUGUUCGCCUUGAGGAUGGCGUUGAUCCCGCCUCCUUCACUGCCGCGUCUUUGAAGGCCUAUAGCAAGGGCAAACUGGCACACUUUAAGGUUCCUAAAUAUGUCUUAGUAGUGGAUUCAUUCCCAAAAACUACCUCAGGCAAGAUUCAAAAAUUCAAACUGGCCGAGAUUUUCAAGGAGAAACAGCAACGUCUUGAAGCCACUGCAGCUUAGUCGUAAAAUAUUUGUAAUUUGUUCAAUAGAACAAUAAAUGUAGCUUUUAUAUUUUAUAUAAACUCAAAAUCUGUCGUAAAAA
Messenger RNA from Drosophila eugracilis, 2029 nucleotides. It is a transcript of the gene Acsf2, whose product is annotated as medium-chain acyl-CoA ligase ACSF2, mitochondrial. NCBI's taxonomy places the organism in Eukaryota, Metazoa, Arthropoda, Insecta, Diptera, Drosophilidae. Bases 166 to 1947 code for a protein of 593 amino acids. The transcript has 3 exons. Gene Ontology annotation, biological process: fatty acid metabolic process. The record is from RefSeq and is a predicted model, not a curated record. Gene Ontology annotation, molecular function: medium-chain fatty acid-CoA ligase activity.